UCUCUGCAAAAAAAGAGUAAAAAAAAAAAAAAAAAAAAUUGGACGAGAUGAAGCUAGUUUGGUCGCCGGAAGCGGCGUCGAAAGCCUACAUCGACACCGUUAAACGAGGGAAUGGAGGUCAGAAACCCGGCGAUGCAGAGUUCUUGGCCGCCAUGGCCGCCGGCUACAACGUCAAGCUUAUAGUGGAGGUGCGGCGGAGCAUGAACGGCGGCGGCGGGAUAGGUACGAGUGUAGGGCUGGCAGUGGCGGCGGGGUACACCGGCGGCCGGCACGUGUGCGUGGUGGCGGAUGAGGCGGCGAGGCGAGACUAUAUUAGCGCCAUGCAAGAAGCCGACGUGGCGGCUUUGCCGGAGGUGGUGGUGGUGGAGGGGGAGGCGGAGCGGAUGGUGGAGGGGCUAGAAGGGGUGGAUUUCCUCGUCGUCCAAGGGCGGGGCGGCGGCGGCGAAAUUUUCCGGCGAGCUAAGCUGAGCCGCCGCGGGGCGGUUUUGGUGUACAAAGAUGGGAGUAAAAAAACGGCGGCGAGUUCGAGAUUUUGCUGGGGCGGAACCGUGGACGGCGGUAACCUACGUAUCGUGAAAUCGGUGAGCCUUCCAUUGGAGAACGGGUUGGAGAUCGCAUAUGUCGGCGAGAAUGAUGGGAAAACAUUAAAAUCUCCGAAACGUUGGAUUAGGCGCAUUGAUCUGGAGUCCGGUGAGGAGCAUGUGUUUCGACGAUGAACUCAUCAGAUUUUUUGGGUUCUUCCGACAACCUUAUAAUCUCCGAGCAUGCAUAUAUAUAUAAAUAUAUCUCAAAAACCUUCUUGAUAAUUUUGAAUCUGUAAUAAGUACUGUAUAUACUAUUUUGAUGCCGGUGAAAUCUUGGCCAAUUGCAUGCCUGGCUGAGAUUGAGGCUUUAAGGAUAUAUAUGUACCCAAUAUAUAUUAUGUUUAGUUUAAUCACAUGUCGAGUCUCUUGAUCUUAAAGAAUGACUUGUCUUGGUU
Ipomoea nil (Japanese morning glory) is the source of this 979-nucleotide messenger RNA. RefSeq lists its product as uncharacterized. Bases 48 to 716 code for a protein of 222 amino acids. The transcript has a single exon. The record is from RefSeq and is a predicted model, not a curated record. NCBI's taxonomy places the organism in Eukaryota, Viridiplantae, Streptophyta, Magnoliopsida, Solanales, Convolvulaceae.